Molecule: messenger RNA, 1150 nt
Organism: Oppia nitens
Lineage: Eukaryota; Metazoa; Arthropoda; Arachnida; Sarcoptiformes; Oppiidae
Product: UDP-xylose and UDP-N-acetylglucosamine transporter-like
Exons: 6
Coding region: 146-1150 (334 amino acids)
Biological process (GO): transmembrane transport
Cellular component (GO): endoplasmic reticulum membrane; Golgi membrane
Molecular function (GO): UDP-N-acetylglucosamine transmembrane transporter activity; UDP-xylose transmembrane transporter activity
Source: RefSeq, a predicted model, not a curated record
CAAUACAACCAAAACAUUGCAUAACAACAACACAAGUGAUGUGUUUUAAACAUAUAAUAUAAUUCAGAUAUUUGUAUGUUAUGUCAGAAUAAAACAAAAGUAAUUCAAUUUUUUUGGGACCAAAAGUUUGUUUUUUGUUGUGUCAAUGGAUAUGAAGAGUCGUUCAUCAGAUCUUAAGAUAGUGUCAGUGAUAGCACUGGUAUUCAUGAGUUGUGGGGCUAAUGUUGUGGCCCUCGAGUCGAUCAUUAGGCACACACCUGGCGCUGGAAACCUCAUUAAUUUGGCUCAGAUUGCAGUCAUAUCUGUGGAGGGCUUCCUGUUUAGCACCAGAUGUGGCCGUCAAAGAUCACACAUCCCCUUAAGACAUUACAUAUUACUAGUACUGCACUUCUUUGUGGUCAGUCUUACCAGUAGUUAUGCCAAUGUAUACAAUAUGCCGAUGCCUUUGAUUAUGAUCUUUAGAUCCGGUUCAUUAAUCGCAAACUUGAUUUUGGGAAUACUUAUCCUUAAGCGUCACUACACUCUCACUAAAUAUUUGUCGGUAAUCAUCAUAACGAUUGGCAUAAUUGUAUGCACAUUGGCAUCGAUUCAUAAACCUGAUGAAAACAAUGAUUCAAAUGUAAAGCCAAAUCAAAAUACAUCAUUUGACUGGACUGUUGGUAUACUUUUAAUGUUGUUAUCGUUGUUUACUUCAGCAAAUACGGGUAUAUUUCAAGAGAAACUUUACCAAAAGUUUGGUAAACAUCCUCAUGAAGCAUUGUUUUAUACUCAUUUUCUACAAUUACCCGGUUUUCUACUAUUGCUAUCAAACAUAACCCAACAUAUUGUGAUAUUUACUAAAUCAGAGCCAUAUAUCAUUGAUUUGACAGCAUUUUCUCUAAUUAUGCCUAAACUAUGGUUACUAUUGUUAGCAAAUUGUUUGGCUCAAUACAUAUGUAUAAGAAGUGUGUUUAUAUUGACCGCUGAAUGCACUUCAUUGACAGUUACUUUGGUUGUGACUAUUAGAAAGUUUUUAUCACUAAUUUUUUCAAUAUUUUAUUUUCAAAAUACAUUUACAUCUAGUCAUUGGUUGGGAAUGGCAUUAGUUUUUAUAGGAACUAUACUUUUUGUUGAUAUUCCUCAAAGAGUAUUCAAAGUAAAAACAAAGUGA